AUAUUGCAUUAUGACGAUAGCAAAGUAAUCGGAAACAGCUUAGGCUGCGAGUAUACACGGCUACAGUAACUGGCCAUUUUAUGUUUCGAUUUUACGAUUUUAUAUGUACCAUAUUGCUUUGUUUUACUCCGUUUGAUGGGCUCUGUUGCAAGAUUAACAUUCGUCUUCUUUUCUAUGAAUUUACAAUCUUUCUGUGUUUAAGAUAACAGCACGAUAGAAAGGGAAUUCAACUAUUUAUCGACGUCACGUGAUGUUGUUCCUCCUUGAAAAAUACUGUCUUGUGCUACUUCUCGGUACAUGGGGACUGGUUUGUGGUGGCCAUCACCGUCAGAAGAGUAAUGACCUUCAGGACGCCAUGCACAAUCAUGGAGGCAUACCUAUGGGGAUAAAGGACAUCAACUGUGACGAUGGAAUUCACAACUUAACUGUUGACUGGGAUGGUUCUGAGGAUGCCUACACCUGUGAAACUGACCGAUGGUUACCUAUUCCAAAGAAGCCAUAUAGAGAAUUUCAUCCAGUAUGUGAACCAAUAAAACGUCCUUGGCAUCGUUGUAUGACAACUGCCUUGCAGUACGAUGAAGUUAUUCCAACAAGCGGUGAACAUCGACCCAUAUGGGCAAAAUUUGGAGAAUACCGCUACCUGCCGGUACAAAGAUGGUUACACAAUCUAGAGCAUGGCUGUGUCGUCUUCCUCUACCACCCAUGUGCUCCCCAGAGAGAUAUAGAGAAGCUGCGACAAAUAGCAACACGCUGUCUCCGUAAACAUAUCAUUACGCCAUACAACUUACUGCCGAGACAACUUCCAUUUGCACUUGUAACAUAUGGAUGUAAGCUUCAGCUACCAUAUGUCGAUGAGAGAGCAGUAGUUCGCUUUGUGAGAGAGCACGCCCUCAAGGCACCGGAGUCCCAAGUUACUGAAAACGGUGGCUUCUCUGCCGAACUUAUCACACCAGCUUUGAUUGCGUCUGAUAUUGUUGACAGCGAACUUUGCCGUCGGGAUCCCCUAAUGCUACCAGAAUUGUAGCGCCCAACAGUGGCCCACGAUGCCGUUGUUAAGGGGCAAUAUAGAGGUGAACUGCAAUCUAAUGACGUCUAAGCCAAGUGAAACUCUUGCGGACAGACUUUCAUCAUAGCCAUUAAAGUGUUUUCUUUUUCUGAAGACAAGUGCUUGUAUAUCACAUUAUCAAAUUAAUUUUAUUGUGAUCAUAUUCAUCCUUAUCAGUGCUCCCAUAUCAUCAUUCUCAUUGUCAUCAUCAUUCUCAUAUAUACAAAUAAUCCACAUAAUAAAAUUAAUUCAUAUAGCAUUGAAUGCAAAAAGCAUAGAUUUUUAAUGCAUUAUUGUUCUUGUUUUCCCAAUGUGCCUUACUUAAGUUUGCCAAUACACUAGAACCACUAUUAAGGGGACACCCUCGGGACCAAAAUAAGUGUCCACUUAAUAGGGUAUUCCCUAUUCAGGAAACACUAACUAAAAAUGUAAAAGUGUCCCCUUAAUAGGGGUUUUUGGCAUGAUUCCAUAAAUAUGGUUAAAAAAAAAAAAAAAAAA
This is a messenger RNA of Anneissia japonica, 1543 nucleotides long. RefSeq lists its product as uncharacterized. Gene Ontology annotation, cellular component: cytoplasm. Bases 251 to 1024 code for a protein of 257 amino acids. The record is from RefSeq and is a predicted model, not a curated record. The transcript is spliced from 8 exons. Lineage: Eukaryota; Metazoa; Echinodermata; Crinoidea; Comatulida; Comatulidae.